AUGGAUCGUGGCUCUGGGGCGAAAGAUUUGGAACCCGAGUCGAUCCAGCGCUCAACGCUAACGGACAUUAAAGGAGUCCCUUUGUUCAGCAAUACUUUAGAAAUCUGGGAUCCCUUGUGGGGUUUUCAAGCCAGGCCUGAUGACCUUCUCAUCUGCACUUACCCCAAAGCAGGGACCACCUGGCUUCAGGAAAUUGUGGAGAUGGUUCAGUCAGGAGGAGACCUCCAGAAAUGUGCCCGGGCUCCUAUCUAUAACCGAAUACCCUUCAUAGAGCUUGUUCAUCAGGUCCUCUCAGGCCUGGAAGAUGCAGAGGCGAUGCCUUCUCCGCGCACGCUCAAAACUCACCUCCCAGUUCAGCUCCUGCCCCCUUCCUUCUGGGAACAGAAAUGCAAGAUCAUUUAUGUGGCCAGGAAUGCCAAGGACAAUGCGGUCUCCUAUUUCCACUUCCACCGCAUGGACCAGGAAAUGCCAGAACCUGGGACCUGGGACCAAUUUCUAGAGGAUUUCAUCACUGGGAACGUUGCCUGGGGUUCUUGGUUUGACCAUGUUCGGGGCUGGUGGGAAGCCAAGGACCGUCACCCAAUUCUGUAUCUGUUUUAUGAAGAUAUGAAAGAAGACCUAGCCCGGGAAAUCCGGAAGGUGGCCCAGUUCCUGGACGUAGAGCUCCCAGGCCCACUCCUGGAGAAGAUUGUGCAGCACACAACAUUUGCCAACAUGAAAGCCAACCCAAUGGCGAAUUACAGCACCGUACCUACUUCCCUUAUGGAUCCGGCCGUGUCGACGUUCAUGAGGAAAGGCAAUGUGGGAGACUGGAAGGAAAACUUCACAGUGGCUCAGAGUGAACGCCUAGACGAAGUCUGUGGCCGAGAACUGGGGGGCAGCGGCCUGACCUUCCGCACAGAGCUCUAAGCACAUCU
This is a messenger RNA of Euleptes europaea (tarantolino), 917 nucleotides long. Its product is annotated as sulfotransferase 1C2-like. NCBI's taxonomy places the organism in Eukaryota, Metazoa, Chordata, Lepidosauria, Squamata, Sphaerodactylidae. The transcript has 7 exons. Gene Ontology annotation, cellular component: cytoplasm. Gene Ontology annotation, biological process: sulfation. The coding region runs from base 1 to 909 and encodes 302 amino acids. Gene Ontology annotation, molecular function: sulfotransferase activity. The record is from RefSeq and is a predicted model, not a curated record.